This is a messenger RNA of Eimeria acervulina, 314 nucleotides long. RefSeq lists its product as hypothetical. The record is from RefSeq and is a predicted model, not a curated record. The transcript is spliced from 4 exons. The annotation marks the transcript as partial. Lineage: Eukaryota; Apicomplexa; Conoidasida; Eucoccidiorida; Eimeriidae.
GGCAAGACGAGCAGCUCAUUUUGGAGGAGGAAGGUCAGGGGUUGUGCUGUGUAGCGUUCAGCGUAUAUUGCCACACAGCUGGUGCGCAUAAAUGCAAGAUCAAGCUUAGCGGCGUGCUAAACAUUGCAUUGGAUUUGGCAGCUGGAGCGCUGUGCAUUGCGUGGGGGUACUUAGUGGUGCUUUUGACGACGCGAUGCGCUGCUGUGAUUGCACGGAAGGAUCCCAAGUGGUAUGUUGUGGGUUGGUUAGGAGGAUUUGAGUGGCCGAUAUUUGUUGGAGUGGAUGAAUUCGCAUACGACAAAAUGGGCUGCUAA